This is a messenger RNA of Acanthosepion pharaonis, 471 nucleotides long. The record is from the annotation of a GenBank genome assembly. NCBI's taxonomy places the organism in Eukaryota, Metazoa, Mollusca, Cephalopoda, Sepiida, Sepiidae.
AUGAACUUUAUCUCUUUCGGAACAUUUUACUUACUUUCUUUCUUUCUUUCUUUCUUUCUUUCUUUCUUUCUUUCUUUCUUAAACACCAUAACCACUUCUCCUCCUCUAUUUAAUCCCAACGGUCUCCAUUUCCUCCUCCUUUUUCAUUAUCCCUCCUACUCAUCGUAUUUUAUCUUUUUCCUCCCGCUCAUUUCGACUCAUCACUGUCACCCCCAGACUACACCAGUAUAUCACCCCACCACGAUGGAAUAUGAGCGCAGAGCAGCGGUAGUAGCUUCUUUUUGCGUUGGAAAGAAGCCUGCGAAAGUGAUGGACUGGACCGACGAGUUCGUGGCCGCCGUCAAGGAGACAGUCGACAAUGAUGGAAGCCAGAGCUACGUCAAGAUCGCCGCUGACAUGGGCUGUCACAAGUCGACAAUCUGCCGAACGAUCAAGGACAUUGGUUACUCCUCCUACCGCAAGUCUCACUGA